Molecule: messenger RNA, 558 nt
Organism: Salvia splendens (bonfire salvia)
Lineage: Eukaryota; Viridiplantae; Streptophyta; Magnoliopsida; Lamiales; Lamiaceae
Product: RING-H2 finger protein ATL46-like
Exons: 2
Coding region: 1-558 (185 amino acids)
Source: RefSeq, a predicted model, not a curated record
AUGAGCAACGCCGCCUUCAUCGCCGCCGCCACCGCCACCUACGGCGAAGACUCUGAGAGCCCGAUCAAUGACAGCGGGGUUCGCUCAUUCCUCUAUGUCGUUGGCGCCAUUGCCUUCAUCAUCGUCGUCGCCGUCAUCUACCACGACUACAAGAACUACAAGAGAAUCCUCUCCUCCGCCGCCCUCCACCGCCCCUACUCCGCCGGCGAUCACGCCGCCGGCGCAUACGUCCAGGUCGUCGUCAAGCGCGAAGACGGCGACGGCCUCGACGCCGCCGCCAUUAACGCCAUUCCGGUCUACACCUACGGCGGCUCCGGCGCCGGCGCCGCGGGAGGCUGCGCCGUGUGCCUUGGGGAGUAUAAAGAGAGCGAGGAGGUGCGGAUGAUGCCGGAGUGCGGGCACAUGUUUCACCGGAGAUGCAUUGAUCCGUGGCUCAUGAUUCACCCAACCUGCCCUAUCUGCCGGAGAACGCCGCCGGCGGUGGCGGCAGCACAGCCUUCUGAAUCAACGUUCAACAUCGCUCGACGUCGAUCCAAGGUUGAUUCCUCUGCGAAAUAA